This is a messenger RNA of Desarmillaria tabescens, 1976 nucleotides long. RefSeq names its product iron reductase. The record is from RefSeq and is a predicted model, not a curated record. Lineage: Eukaryota; Fungi; Basidiomycota; Agaricomycetes; Agaricales; Physalacriaceae. Gene Ontology annotation, biological process: intracellular iron ion homeostasis; copper ion import; iron ion transport. Bases 100 to 1884 code for a protein of 594 amino acids. Gene Ontology annotation, molecular function: ferric-chelate reductase activity. Gene Ontology annotation, cellular component: plasma membrane. The transcript is spliced from 6 exons.
ACUGCGGUGCGAGCGUCGGAUUGAUGGACGUUUCUUUCCGUGAAUGUGGUCGUACUCAUCGAGUAGUCUCUCACGCACUACCCUUCAACAUCGCCUAAGAUGAGCGCUGGAACUGCCCCAACGAUCCCAACAGAGUUCCAGCAAUACAAUUCAUACGUAGAAGAUCCGAAGUGGCAGCGCAGGUUCACCGCUAUCUGGGCGUCAUGUGUCGGUGCUGCGAUUCUGUACUCCUUGCCCUACCUUGUUCGCUCGAUACGCAACAGAAGGACUUGGUUGUGGUUUCAAGGCGUUAGCGAGGACUUUAGCGCCAAAGGGAUAUAUGUGCCCCUCCAGCAGGCUACACCGCGCCGCUCGAUACCAGCAAAGAAGCACCUAGAAUGCAUCUUCGGGACCAUUGGGAGCGUCACGUUGUGGACACCUCCGUUCCUUGCACUGAAUGUUGGACAGAUCUUCGUAAUCCUUGCCUACCUUGCCAUCGUGCUGGUAUGCAUCAUCGUCGACGCUCAACUGAAAGACAACCCCAACCGAGCCGGGUUCCUCGCUCUCGCGCAGUUACCUGUGGUCUUUCUGUUCGCCACGAAGAAUUCCUUGCUCUCGUUGCUCCUGGGCCCCGGGCACGGGUACGAGAAGCUCAACUACGUGCACCGCUGGUCUGGGCGGUUCAUGUUCCUCGGUGCGGUCGUGCAUGGGUCGCUCUGGAUUAGGAACCACUUGGAGUGGAACCUGACGAUUCUGGGGGAGCAGAAGGAGACGAGCGGGAUUGCUGCGCUUGGGGUGCUGUGUGUGAUUGUGCUGACGAGUGUUAGGCCUGCGAGGAGGGUUUGUUAUGAGAUCUUUUUUGUUGUUCAUGUCCUUGGGUUCGUGGCGUUCUUCAUCACGAUAUGCUACCAUACGACGUAUGCGUCUCCGUGGAUAUUCCCUCCGUUGGCGUUUUAUGGCCUGGAUAUGCUCAUGCGUCUGUUCCGGUAUCGAAUCAAGGAUGCUACUGUCACUGCUGUUGACAACCAGAUGACCAUCAUUCGUAUCCCAGACUGUGAUUUCGGCUGGGAAGCAGGGCAGCACAUCUGCUUACGGGUCUUUUUCUCAGGACGCGUAUUCGAGUCUCACCCGCUGACUAUCCUCUCGGCGCCUAGUAGGGUCUCGUGUAUCUCCUCGCCUGGGAUCAUACUGGGAGCGAGGGUGUCGGGUGAUUGGACGAGGGCGCUUAAUGUGUUCACUGCCAAUGAGAGUGCGGAGAAUAAGACAAAGUGCUUGGAGCAUGAAGACAAGGCUGGGACUACUGGGGCAGACGUUCCGGUGCAGGUUAUGCUGGAUGGACCCUAUGGAGGGUGUAGUAUUGAUUUGGGACAGUACGAGAGCGUGCUGUUGUUCGCUGGGGGGAGCGGAGCGACGUUCACGAUUGGUUUGCUUGAUGAUAUCGUUGGGAAGUGUGUCAAGCUUGGGAGGCCUCGUGGGGAGCGGACUAAGAGGAUCGAGUUUGUGUGGUGUAUACGGUCUUUUGGCUCGAUCGAUUGGUUCGCACCUAUGCUCAUGGAUAUCACCAACGUCGCUGGGCGUCCCGGUUCGACACUAGACGUGCACGUCUCGAUAUACGUUACGUGUCUGUGUAACCCCGAUGCAGUACCAUCUAUUCCCAACUCGGACGUGAUCUUUGAGCGUCCUGGAUUUGGGAAGGUGCUUGGGGAUUUGGUUACACCUCCUCCGCCUGAUGAUGAGGAAGAGAAGAAGUUAAGUUGGGUAGGUCUGGGUGGGGGCGUUGGGGUGUGUGUCUGUGGGCCUGAGAGUUUAAUAAGGGAGGCGUCUAAUGCCGUUGCGAGGCUUGGGAUGACGAGGAGUGGGGAGUUGGGUGGGGUGGGGCUGCAUACGGAGUUGUUUUCUAUGUGAAGUGUGUAUAAUGUUAAUACGUUGCCAAGUCCGUGGAUAUGGAUGAUUUAUUUUGGCUUAAUUGCUUGCCUCGCCAUUCAAUCAUUGCAGAG